Molecule: messenger RNA, 243 nt
Organism: Lichtheimia ornata
Lineage: Eukaryota; Fungi; Mucoromycota; Mucoromycetes; Mucorales; Lichtheimiaceae
Exons: 2
Coding region: 1-243 (80 amino acids)
Source: RefSeq, a predicted model, not a curated record
AUGGAGGACACCAAUGUGAAACUAACGCUCGAUCUCGGUCAUAAGGCACUCGCACAAAUGGCACGCAUGUCGAAUCACCAUAUAGCAUUGGUGUGGGAUCUGGGUCCUAACGUCACUCUUGGGCUAAAGUACCUUGCAGGGUCAUUAUUGAUAUGGAAGUCAUUGGAAUCAGUGACCAAGAUCAUUGUUGCAUGGAUAUCCAAGCCUGCUCUUCCUCUACCACCACCAGCUAACAAAAAGUAG